Messenger RNA from Biomphalaria glabrata, 681 nucleotides. Its product is annotated as C-type lectin domain family 4 member M-like. Bases 1 to 681 code for a protein of 226 amino acids. The transcript has a single exon. NCBI's taxonomy places the organism in Eukaryota, Metazoa, Mollusca, Gastropoda, Planorbidae. The record is from RefSeq and is a predicted model, not a curated record.
AUGACUAAUUUGCUUCACUCGAUGAAUGCUAUCUCAGUAGCCAACGUCAGUUUUUACCAAGUGACAUUAAAUACUUUGGGGAUACUUCCUACGUACAAUAACUCUUUAUCACGUUCCAGGCUGCAGUGCUCCGCUCUGUGUCUUACACACUUUAAGUCUUGUCAGAAUGUCCUAUAUAAUAACGUGAAGAAGCUUUGCCUAGGGGGAGCUGACCUGGGGUCAGCUGGCAUUAAACCUUUGACCGGUCAACGCCUGUACUCGCAAAGCACUAAGUACUGCGACGUGUCGCUGGGCUAUAACUCGACCAUCAUGAGGACUUACGGCCUGUGUUUGUCUAUUUCUAAGCCAGCACUGACCUUCUCGGCAGCUAAUUUGUCUUGCAGAAGCAGACAAGGCCGUCUGGUGAUAACAAAAACCAACGCCACCUAUGAUUCGUUGCUGAGGAUAAUGCAGGAUAUGAGCAUAGACUGGGUAUGGGUGGGCUUGGACGAUGGCCAGACAGAGGGAACGUAUGUCUGGUCAGACGGCACUGUAGCAACAAAAUCAGAGAUGUUAUUUUUAACUGGUCAGCCUGACAACCUCAACGACUCAGAUUGCAUUGCCCUCUCAAGAAAAUACCUCGGUUUGGAUGAUGUCAACUGCUCGGGUUCAAAGAUCUACAUCUGUGAAUAUGUGACUUAG